Molecule: messenger RNA, 1728 nt
Organism: Candidozyma auris
Lineage: Eukaryota; Fungi; Ascomycota; Pichiomycetes; Serinales; Metschnikowiaceae
Product: amino acid permease
Exons: 1
Coding region: 1-1728 (575 amino acids)
Biological process (GO): amino acid transmembrane transport
Cellular component (GO): membrane
Molecular function (GO): amino acid transmembrane transporter activity
Source: RefSeq, a predicted model, not a curated record
AUGACUCUUUCAAACAAGGAGUCUGGCGAUUCAGCUAGCACUUAUGCAUAUGAGGCACAGGAGACCUCUUCGAGAUGGCGGUCCUUCAAGGAUUCCUUCAAGGCUGCUGACACCGUCACCGCCGAUGAUUUUUCAGACAACGAAUUGGACGUUGUGCAAAGAGCAAACCAGAACGCUAAGAACUCUCAGCUCUCCAGAAGAUUAAAGAAUAGACACCUACAAAUGAUAGCCAUUGGUGGAUCCAUUGGCACCGGUUUGUUCGUCGGGUCUGGGUCCGCUUUGGCCACAGGUGGUCCAGGCGGUAUAGUAUUGGCUUGGGUGAUCACUGCUACUUCUAUCUACACCACGAUGCAAGGUUUAGGUGAGCUCAGUACCGCAUUUCCGAUCAGUGGAGGCUUCAACAUAUACGCUACAAGGUUUCUUGAGCCUGCAAUAGGCUUCGCAGUAGGUUGGAAUUACUUCAUGCAAUUCUUUGUCUUGCUUCCGUUGGAAUUGGUGGCUGCUUCCAUCUCCAUUAAGUACUGGAACUCCGAGCUAAACCCUGAUAUAUUUGUUGCCAUUUUCUGGGUCGUGGUAUUCCUUAUCACGAUGAUGGGUGUUCGCUGGUAUGGAGAAGCCGAGUUUAUUUUCUGCUUGAUCAAGGUUGUUACCGUCAUUGGAUUCAUCAUUUUGGGAGUUGUGCUUAUUUGUGGCGGUGGGCCUACCAAGGACUUUGUUGGUGGAAGAUACUGGAGGCAUCCAGGUGCCUUCGCUCACGGCUUCAAAGGUGUCUGUUCCGUGUUCGUCACUGCCGCAUUCUCCUUCGGUGGAACUGAAAUGAUCAGUUUGGGAGCUGCUGAGGCCGCCAAUCCAAGUAAGGCUAUCCCGCAGGCUAUCAAGCAGGUUUUUUACAGAAUCAUUAUUUUUUACUUCGGGACCAUUAUCGUUAUCGCUACCCUCGUUCCAUACAACGAUCAUCGACUUUUGAAUGCUGAAUCUAGUGUUGAUGCAACAGCUUCUCCAUUUGUCAUAGCUAUCGUCAACGGAGGCAUCAAAGGGUUGCCUUCUGUGAUUAAUGCAGUCAUUUUGAUUGCUGUGUUGUCUGUUGGUAAUGCAUCCGUUUACGCAUGCUCUCGUUCGCUUAAUUCGCUCGCCGAACAAGGCAUGGCUCCGAAGUGGACUGGAUAUGUUGACAGAGCCGGUCGUCCUCUCGUUGCAAUCAUCGUAACUAACAUUUUCGGACUUUUCGCUUUCAUUGCUGCUUCCGACAAACAGACGGAGGCUUUUAACUGGUUGCUUGCUUUGAGUGGUCUUUCCUCCAUCUUCACUUGGAUGUCCAUCAAUAUGGCCCAUAUUCGUUUCAGAUACGCCAUGAAGGCACAAGGCAGAUCCUUGGACGAAUUGGCCUUUAAGUCUUCCAUUGGAGAGCUUGGAUCGUGGUACGGAUUUCUCAUCAACUUUCUUGUGCUUAUUGCUCAGUUCUGGUUGUCCUUAUUUCCCAUUGGGGCUGCUCCGAAUGCCUCCGAUUUCUUCCAAGGCUACUUGGGUUUUCCGGUCGUUCUCAUCAGUUGGAUCGGGUACAAGAUUUAUUCAAAGAACAUGAGAAUGUACAUUCCUGCUGAUGAGAUUGACGUGGACUCUGGUCGCAGUGUUGUUGACACUGAUCUAAUCAAGCAAGAGGAAGAGGAAGAACAGGCCAGACGUGCCCAAAUGCCGUGGUACAAAUGGAUCAUUGGAUUCAUCUUUUAG